AUGUCCAUUCCAAUCGCAGAGAAGCAGUUUCGGCACGAGUCGGGGAAGCUGGAGAUCGUUGUCGUCGGCGCUGGUCUAGCAGGUGUCGGCGCAACGAUAGCAUGUCUUCUCGCCGGCCACAAUGUCCACCUUCUCGAAUCGGCGAAAGAAAUCGGAGAGAUUGGUGCCGGUAUCCAAGUCCUUCCUAAUUCCUCGCGCGUCCUGCAGCACUGGGGACUCGAGGCGGCGUUGAUGGAGCAUGCGACGGUCCCGAAAUUCUGCAACUUCCUCGGAUGGAAGGGGAAUCUCAUUUCGUCGCUGGACUUCAAGGCUUCCGAGGCGCAAUAUCCGGGGACGUGGUAUCGGGAUUUCCAUCGCGCAGACCUGCACCGGUGUUUAGUCGCUAGGGCUGUUGAACUAGGGGCGAGGUUAUCGUGUAACACGCGGGUGGUGGAUGUUAUUCCUAGUGAGGAUGGGACGACAUCGACCGCUAUUACCGCGGACGGAAGAGAGUUCGCGGGUGAUCUGGUAGUUGGGUGCGACGGGGUGUUCAGCAAACUCACCGAGUCAUUACUGCAAAGACCAGAGCCGCCCUUGAAGACGGGCGACCUUGCAUACAGAUUGUUGUUGGACACCGAGGAGAUGCUCAAAGACCCAGACUUGCGGUCAUUCGUCACAGAUCCUCAAGUCAACUACUGGCUCGGCCCAGACAAGCACGCAGUCAAUUAUGUUUUGCGAGGUGGAAAGCUGUUCAACAUGGUCUUGCUCGUUCCCGACGAUAUUCCUGAAGAUUCAUUGGCGACCACGGUGGAAGGGAAUGUGGAGGAGAUGUGCUCCUUGUUCGAGGGCUGGGAUCCGAAGAUCGAAAAGCUCUUGAAGCUCUGUCAGUCCGUUCAAAAGUGGCAGCUGUGUAUUCGCCUAGGAGAGCACGAGUGGACACACCCAUCCGGGUCAUGGGUCAACAUCGGAGAUGCCGUACACGCGACAUUGCCUUACCUAGCAUCUGGCGCUGGCAUGGCCUUCGAAGACGGCGCAGUCCUCGGCGAGGUCCUUUCCCGCCUCCCCAACGACCCAUCCAUCAGCAAGACUUCGCCCGAGUACCUCGCCCAGAAACGCCACGCUCUCGCCGUAUUCGAGAAAUGCCGCAAGGAGCGCACGCAGAUGGUUGUGAAGCGAGGGAACACCCAGCAGUACUUGUACCAUCUGUACGACGGGCCUGAGCAGGAAGAGCGGGAUCGAAAGAUGCAAAUGGUGCCGACGCCGGAGGGAGAGUGCUUGGCUUGGAGGGAUCCGGGGCUCGCACCGAAGUUGCUUGGCUAUGAUCAUGUCGCAGAUGUCAAUCGGAGCUGGAAUACCCUCUCGGAGGCAGCAGUCGUGUCUGAGGAACAGGUAGCGUCGCGUUUAUGA
Messenger RNA from Aspergillus mulundensis, 1386 nucleotides. RefSeq lists its product as uncharacterized. Bases 1 to 1386 code for a protein of 461 amino acids. Lineage: Eukaryota; Fungi; Ascomycota; Eurotiomycetes; Eurotiales; Aspergillaceae. Gene Ontology annotation, molecular function: FAD binding; monooxygenase activity. The record is from RefSeq and is a predicted model, not a curated record. The transcript has 5 exons. Gene Ontology annotation, biological process: secondary metabolite biosynthetic process.